Gorilla gorilla gorilla (western lowland gorilla) is the source of this 1240-nucleotide messenger RNA. RefSeq names its product aldolase, fructose-bisphosphate B (gene ALDOB). The record is from RefSeq and is a predicted model, not a curated record. The coding region runs from base 95 to 1189 and encodes 364 amino acids. Gene Ontology annotation, biological process: glycolytic process. The transcript has 9 exons. Gene Ontology annotation, molecular function: fructose-bisphosphate aldolase activity. Lineage: Eukaryota; Metazoa; Chordata; Mammalia; Primates; Hominidae.
GUGCUACCAAAGAUCUGUCUUAUUUGGCAGCUGCUGCCUCACCCACAGCUUUUGAUAUCUAGGAGGACUCUUCUCUCCCAAACUACCUGUCACCAUGGCCCACCGAUUUCCAGCCCUCACCCAGGAGCAGAAGAAGGAGCUGUCAGAAAUUGCCCAGAGCAUUGUUGCCAAUGGAAAGGGGAUCCUGGCUGCAGAUGAAUCUGUAGGUACCAUGGGGAACCGCCUGCAGAGGAUCAAGGUGGAAAACACUGAAGAGAACCGCCGGCAGUUCCGAGAAAUCCUCUUCUCUGUGGACAGUUCCAUCAACCAGAGCAUUGGGGGUGUGAUCCUUUUCCACGAGACCCUCUACCAGAAGGACAGCCAGGGAAAGCUGUUCAGAAACAUCCUCAAGGAAAAGGGGAUCGUGGUGGGAAUCAAGUUAGACCAAGGAGGUGCUCCUCUUGCAGGAACAAACAAAGAAACCACCAUUCAAGGGCUUGAUGGCCUCUCAGAGCGCUGUGCUCAGUACAAGAAAGAUGGUGUUGACUUUGGGAAGUGGCGUGCUGUGCUGAGGAUUGCCGACCAGUGUCCAUCCAGCCUCGCUAUCCAGGAAAACGCCAACGCCCUGGCUCGCUACGCCAGCAUCUGUCAGCAGAAUGGACUCGUACCUAUUGUUGAACCAGAGAUAAUUCCUGAUGGAGACCAUGACCUGGAACACUGCCAGUAUGUUACUGAGAAGGUCCUGGCUGCUGUCUACAAGGCCCUGAAUGACCAUCAUGUUUACCUGGAGGGCACCCUGCUAAAGCCCAACAUGGUAACUGCUGGACAUGCCUGCACCAAGAAGUAUACUCCAGAACAAGUGGCUAUGGCCACCGUAACAGCUCUCCACCGUACUGUUCCUGCAGCUGUUCCUGGCAUCUGCUUUUUGUCUGGUGGCAUGAGUGAAGAGGAUGCCACUCUCAACCUCAAUGCUAUCAACCUUUGCCCUCUACCAAAGCCCUGGAAACUAAGUUUCUCUUAUGGACGGGCCCUGCAGGCCAGUGCACUGGCUGCCUGGGGUGGCAAGGCUGCAAACAAGGAGGCAACCCAGGAGGCUUUUAUGAAGCGGGCCGUGGCUAACUGCCAGGCGGCCAAAGGACAGUAUGUUCACACGGGUUCUUCUGGGGCUGCUUCCACCCAGUCGCUCUUCACAGCCUGCUAUACCUACUAGGGUCCAGUGCCCGCCAGCCUAGCUCCAGUGCUUCUAGUAGGAGGGCUGAAA